GAAAUAACCAAGCUUUUCGAUGAGUCGUACUUUGUAUUCGGUGUAAACGCACGGUUUACCUUAGUUAACGAUAUGAAGCUGUAUAAAAAGUGAAAAACAUAACAAAAAAAUGAGUUCCUCUCUAAACCUGGAUAAACUUUUAGAAGAUUUGGGUCAUUUUGGUAAUUUUCAAAAAAGAAAUCUCCUUUUGGUAUGUUUUGUGGUGAUUUUUUCUUGUUUCCCUAUGGGGUAUAUUUUUACAGCAAGGGAUUUAAGAUAUAGGUGCAAAAUAAAUGGUUGUGAUGAUAUAAAAAAUCCGAAUUUUUAUGAACCCUGGUUGGAAAAUGCGGUCCCUUUUAAAAAUAAUCAUCCAAAAAAUUGUUACAAAUUCAAAUCAAACCUAACUGAAAAUUAUGGAAAAAAUCUAAGCUGCCCGAAAGAUCAUUUUGAUAAAAAUGUAAUUGAAACCUGUGACGAAUUUGUUUAUGAAACCGAUGAAAUUACAAUAGGAAGAGACUUUAACAUAACAUGCGAUGAAAACCUCUGGAAAUUAACAAUCGUUGGUACUAUAAGUAUUAUUGGCGAAUUAGUAUGUCUCCCUAUAUAUGGAUAUUUCUCAGACAAAUAUGGAAGAAAAGCAAUGAUGAUUUUUGGAGGAUUAGCAACUACUAUAUCUGGUUUAAUAAGAUCGUUUAUGCCAACAUACACCCUUUAUUUAAUAAUGGAGUUCGUUGACACCAGUUUGGGAUCAGGAUUUUAUAGCGCCGCAUUUAUUUUAGCUAUGGAAUUGGUUAUUCCAAAACAACGUGUAAUUGGUAACACUAUUCUCGCGUGCGCUUUUGCGCUAGGAGAAGUCAUUUUGGGUUUGGGAGCUUGGAUUUCACCUUCAUGGAGAGUUAUGUUAAGAAUUCUUUACGCACCGGGAAUCUUUUUUAUUGCUUAUAUUUGGUUAUCUCACGAAUCUAUAAGGUGGUUAUUAUCGAAAGGAUAUAAAGAUAAAGCGAGUGAAAUACUUAAAAAAAUAGCAAAGUUGAAUGGCACUUCAAUAUCAGAAGAAGUAAUAUCAAAAUUAAAUGUGGAAAAAGAAGAAGUUGAUGUACCCCAAGAAAAUUUUAUACACAUUUUUAAAGCUCCUCGUUUAUUAUUUAGAUUAAUAAAUUGUUCGUAUUCUUGGAUUUGUUGCACGUUUGUUUAUUACGGUUUAACGUUGCAUUCUGUCUCAAUAUCUGGAAAUAUUUAUGUUAAUUUUAUAGCUGUAUCGUUAAUUGAGGUUCCGGCCUACUUUGUAUGCAAUUAUACCUUGAGCAGGAUUGGAAGAAGGCUGACAUUAGCGCCGGGUUUUAUUUUUAGCGGUUUAGCCUGUUUGGCGUUUAUUUUCGUCCCAGAAGAUCAACAUUACUCGAGGUUGGCAUUAUUUUUACUUGGUAAAUUCUUCGCCACUGUUGCUUACACAGUUUUAUACAUGUACACGACUGAAAUGUUUCCAACUUGUCUUCGACAUUCUUUAUUAGCAACUUGUUCGAUGUUUGGUCGGCUUGGAUCUAUGGUAGCACCACAAAUACCACUUUUGGUUAAAGUUUGGGAAUCUCUUCCUUUGAUGUUGUUUGGUGUUAUGGCAAUAAGUACGGGAAUUUUAUCGUUUUGUUUUCCUGAAACUAACAGGGUGAAAUUACCGGAUACUAUUGAUGAAGCCAUUGAGAUGGGGAGAAAAAAGAAAGUUGAUGUAAAUACUUUGUAAUUUUAUACAAUUUUUUUUAAUAAAAUUUAAAAAGUAAAUUAAGUCAUAUCUUAAGAACGAAUUGAAGUAUGGUGAUGAAAUAAACUGCAUGUUAAAGCAAAUUUAAUGAAGAUUAAA
Molecule: messenger RNA, 1834 nt
Organism: Onthophagus taurus
Lineage: Eukaryota; Metazoa; Arthropoda; Insecta; Coleoptera; Scarabaeidae
Product: organic cation transporter protein
Biological process (GO): transmembrane transport
Cellular component (GO): membrane
Molecular function (GO): transmembrane transporter activity
Source: RefSeq, a predicted model, not a curated record